UUGGGUUGGGCUGGGAUAGGCGUCCUCCACCCUGAAACUCCGCUCCAGUCCAGGUGGUGGCGCUAACGCGUCCAGUAGCUGCUUCUCCAACCGCCAGUAAACAUUGGAGAAGAACAAGACGCUGCUCGUCUGAGCCGCUUUAGCCCCUCGAGUUAUAAAAAUAAAAACGCGUUAUUGUGUCUGGCUCUGAGGAUUUAAAACCCUGAGGUUUUCUUUGAUUGAUUGAAGGUUUUGAUCAUCAUCUUCGAGAUUCAUCGCCCUCAACUCCUCACCCUCAGGACUCCUGGAGCACAGGAUGCCGAGGAAGGGAAGGAGGUCCGAGGCAGCAAGGCGCCGAUGGAGGAAGCGCAACCUGGAGGAGCCAACUCCAGUCACUUCCCCCCCGAAGACGGUCCAGACGGUGUCCACCCCACUGGACGCAGGGUCCAGGACCAGGGAGACCUACCCCCCCUGCUCUCGAGCUCCAGUCAGCAACGUGGUUGGAUCUUCACCCCCAGCCCAGCCUUUCGGGAGCCUGGGUAAUGUGUGUCCCGAAGUUCGUGCACGCCGCGGUACCGGGUUCCGCCAUCGGGUGUGGAGGUGGCCAAUUUCGAAGCUCACUGGACGGAGCCACAAGUUGGUCAUCCCACCGGAGUCUCCUGACAAGAAGUUCAUUCUGAUUGUCGGGGACUCCCACCUCCGGUCCAUCGCAGAUGGUUUCACCGUGAUGCCAGAAGGAAAGUUUUCUUUUGGUGUCCUGUCGACCUAUGGGGCCCACGCCGCUCAGCUGCGGACUGAGGUCCUACAUGCUAAUGUUCCUCGGUCCCCUGAUGCUGUUUGUGUUCUUGCCCCUAGCAACAACCUGACCGCGAGCAGGACCAUCGAUGAGGCAGCCGUCGAUUACGCAAGUUUCCUCACUGCUGUGAGGAGCCGCUGGCCGGAGGUCUUUGUGCUGGAUUUCCCCCCCCGUCUGCAGGAGGAUGAGACAUACCAGGUCCUCCUUCGUCAAGAGUACCACCGCGUGACGGCUCGUAUGGGUGUGAGGUACUUCUCUGUGGCGGAGCACUUCCCCCUUACGCGCUUGGAUCUGUGGAGCAGAGACGGCAUUCACCUGAGCGAUCGUGAGGGGAUGGGCAUCCUUACCCAGCUGCUGUGGACUGCCACAGAGCAGUUCCUGGAGACACCACCACCUCCCCCGGUUUCUCCUAAGCUGGUUGUGAAGGGAGAGGUACGUGCUCCUCUGUCUCCUGACCCCUUCCAGUGGAAGGUCGUUGGUCAGAGCAGCAAGUUGCAGGUUCCUGGUCAGGCCAGCUUGGCUCAGCAGCAAGAGGAGUCCUUCCUCCCACUGAACCCAGUGUGGUUAAGUAGCAUGAUCCUUCGUGCCAUGGAGGAGGUGUCUCCUCCUCAGCUGUCUGGUGUGGAGGACUGCAAGUCUCCUCCAGCACGCAAGAAGCUGUGUGAGGACAUGAAAACAGAGACAUCCAUGGAUGGAGAGACUUCAGAAGCCUGUGUGAAGAAAGAGGAGACGCUGGAGCUGAAUAUCUACAGCUAUGGAGACGAUCUCGACAACCCACCUGAAGGUCUCUCCGUUAAAGUGGAAGAUCCUGAUGAGAAAGACUAUCUCUACUGUGAAGUUUGCAAAUCCUUCUUCCUCAACAAAUGCGAGGUUCAUGGACCACCCCUCUUCAUCCCCGAUACUCCUGUUCCCAUGGGAGUCCCUGACCGAGCCAGACAAACACUUCCUCCUGGGCUAGAAAUCCAGAAGUCCAGUAUUCCUGAUGCAGGCCUGGGGGUGUUUAAUAAGGGGGAGACUGUUCCAGUAGGUGCACACUUCGGCCCCUGCCAGGGAGAGCUGGUGAACAGAGAGGAAGCCAAGAACAGUGGAGACUCCUCGGUUGUAUACAGGAGCAUGCAGUGUGAAGAAUACAUCAAUGCCAAAAGAGAGAUGCAUGUGAAUUGGAUGAGGUAUGUGAAUUGUGCCCGUAAUGAAGAAGAAAAAAAUCUUGUGGCAUUUGAGUAUCAAGGGGGAAUUCUGUAUCGUUGCUGUCGAUCCAUUAACCCAGGACAGGAGCUCUUGGUGUGGUAUGAAGAGGAGUACACCAGAGAACUCAGUCCUGCACCUACAGGAACAACCAGACAGCAAGAAGUAAAGAACGCUCUGCUGCAAGUCUUUUCAUGCUCCACAUGCCCUCGUUCCGAUGCAUCUCCAAUUUACCUCGACAAGCACAUCCAGAGAUGCCACUAUGAAGAGUACGUGAGACUGCGAGAAUCAGGAGAGAUUAAAUGUAAGCUUCAGAUCCCCUCCAAAUGCUCCAGUUGUCAACCAACAUCAACUGAUUAUAUCCAUUCUGAUACUUCUCAUAAUGAUAUACAGAAGGAAAUUCACCACUGCUCAGAUUGUGGAAAGAGUUUUAGUUAUCAGAAUGCACUCAAGACACACCAGUGCAGUCACACAGGAGGAGAUCCACAUCACUGCUCACAGCGUGGUAGGAAUUUUACUUACCAGAGUGCUCUCAAAACACAACAGCGCGUUCACACAGGAGAGAAGCUGUAUCACUGCUCACAGUGUGGGAAGAGUUUUACUCGUCAGAGUUAUCUCCAACGACACCAGCACAUUCACACAGGAGAGAAGCCGUAUCACUGCUCACAGUGUGGGAAGAGUUUUACUCGUCAGAGUAAUCUCCAACGACACCAGCACAUUCACACAGGAGAGAAGCCGUAUCACUGCUCACAGUGUGGGAAGAGUUUUACUGAACAGAGUAAUCUCCGACAACACCAGCGCAUUCACACAGGAGAGAAGCCGUAUCACUGCUCACAGUGUGGGAAGUGUUUUACUCAGCAGAGUGCUCUCCAAACACACCAGCACAUUCACACAGGAGAGAAGCCGUAUCACUGCUCACAGUGUGGGAAGAGUUUUACUCAUCUGCGGACUCUCCAACGACACCAACGCAUUCACACAGGAGAGAAGCCGUAUCACUGCUCACAGUGUGGGAAGAGUUUUACUCGUCAGAGUGCUCUCCAACGACACCAGCACAUUCACACAGGAGAGAAGCUGUUUCACUGCUCACAGUGUGGGAAGAGUUUUACUCAGCAGUGUAAUCUCCAAACACACCAGCGCCUUCACGCAGGAGAGAAGCCGUAUCACUGCUCACAGUGUGGGAAGAGUUUUACUUGUCAGAGUGCUCUCCAACGACACCAGCACAUUCACACAGGAGAGAAGCCGUUUCACUGCUCACAGUAUGGGAAGAGUUUUACUGAACAGUGUACUCUCCGACAACACCAGCACAUUCACACAGGAGAGAAGCCGUAUCACUGCUCACAGUGUGGGAAGAGUUUUACUCAGCGGAGUGCUCUCCAAACACACCAGCGCAUUCACACAGGAGAGAAGCCGUAUCACUGCUCACAGUGUGGGAAGAGUUUUACUCAACAGAGAGAUCUCCGACUACACCAGCGCAUUCACACAGGAGAGAAGCCGCAUCACUGCUCACAGUGUGGGAAGAGUUUUACUCGUCAGAGUAAUCUCCAAACACACCAGCGCAUUCACACAGGAGAGAAGCCGUAUCACUGCUCACAGUGUGGGAAGAGUUUUACUCAGCAGAGUAAUCUCCAAACACACCAGCGCAUUCACACAGGAGAGAAGCCGUAUCACUGCUCACAGUGUGGGAAGAGUUUUACUCAACAGAGUCAUCUCCAACAACACCAGCACAUUCACAUAGGAGAGAAGCUGUAUCACUGCUCACAGUGUGGGAAGAGUUUUACUCAUCUGCGGACUCUCCAACAACACCAACGCAUUCACACAGGAGAGAAGCCGUAUCACUGCUCACAGUGUGGGAAGAGUUUUACUCAUCUGCGGACUCUCCAACAACACCAGCGCCUUCACACAGGAGAGAAGCCGUAUCACUGCUCACAGUGUGGGAAGAGUUUUACUCAGCAGAGUGCUCUCCAAACACACCAGCGCCUUCACACAGGAGAGAAGCCGUAUCACUGCUCACAGUGUGGGAAGAGUUUUACUCAGCAGAGUGCUCUCCAACAACACCAGCACAUUCACACAGGAUAGAAGCCGUUUCACUGCUCACAGUGUGGGAAGAUGUUUGCUUGUUUAGUUACAUUUAAGACCUUCAAGUGCACUAACUCAGAGACACUGCAUGAUUUAAAGUUGUCAAAUUAAAUAUGGUUAUUACAGUUUUGACUGAAAAUGACCUGUACUUUGAACUUUAUUGUUCAUGUUACACUGGUCAACAAUUUUUCAGAAGUUGUCUGCUUCAGAGAUGAAGUUGGCUAUUAUGAAAUUUGGUGUGUUGAAUUAGAAGUGACGGUUAAUCAGCUGAUUGGCUAUGGCUUCCAAGAUAUUUAAGAUUUUAAAUUUUAUACUUAUGUACAUUGUGUAGAUCGUAAUGUUUUAAAUAUAAAUUGUAAAACUAGGUCUCGUGUUUAUGGUCGGUUUACAUGAUAUUUCACCUGUUCUCUUUAUGUAACACUAGAAAAUCAGCAAAAAGUUUAUAUAAAUAAAAUGUAUUAUGAACAAAAUUGCAAAAAGCAAUUAUGUGUAAGUACUGAAUAGGUUUAGUCCUUAUUCUGUGUGUAUGCAGUGGGUUUUUAUUUAUUUAUUGGCAGCUUGUCUCUUGUGUUCAUGAAACGGAGCAUCUCUUGUCAAGCAAAGACUUGAUCUAGAGUGCAUAGCACUGUAUGAAUUUUUUUUUUUUUUUUGAGCUGAUAUAAGACCAGUUUGUUCAGCAGAGUGAUGUCAGUUGACUUAUGAAUGCAUCAUCAGUGACUUCUAGGAAUAACCUAAUGUCAUGUAUGAUGCAAUACCGGCUUCAGAUUGCAUCAUUCAUUGUUUUGCCAAAAAAGUAAGUACUGUCCAAACCCACUCAUAGAUUUAUUCAUAGAGCCAAUCUUGAAAACGAGCCAAUGAACAAUUUUAAGUUUCAUUUUCGUUCUCAGCAAUCCAGAACUAGUAAAGUUUGACUAUAUUUCAGAAGCAUUUUGGCUGUAGACCAGUGUUCUAUGACUGUUUUAAAAUAUGUAACCUUAUAGUGAUGUUUAAAAUGAGACUGUUAAUGUUU
Neoarius graeffei (lesser salmon catfish) is the source of this 5045-nucleotide messenger RNA. RefSeq names its product histone-lysine N-methyltransferase PRDM9-like. Gene Ontology annotation, molecular function: protein binding; histone methyltransferase activity. The transcript has 17 exons. The record is from RefSeq and is a predicted model, not a curated record. NCBI's taxonomy places the organism in Eukaryota, Metazoa, Chordata, Actinopteri, Siluriformes, Ariidae. Bases 296 to 4036 code for a protein of 1246 amino acids.